Messenger RNA from Anisakis simplex (herring worm), 285 nucleotides. The record is from the annotation of a GenBank genome assembly. Lineage: Eukaryota; Metazoa; Nematoda; Chromadorea; Rhabditida; Anisakidae.
CUGAGAUGUGAGACUGAAUGCAGGAAAGAAGACGAUGGUACGUAUGUGACUCAAGUUGGUGAAAAAGCGUCCAUUGAUAUUUCGUUUGUGGUGUCGAACAAUGGAGAACGUGCCUAUGAAGCGAUGUUAUUCAUUGAGUAUAACUCAGAUGAAUUGGAUGUACCCGUUCUGAGCAAGAAGGGUGGAUCUGUGAAUCUGAAGGGUUUCUUUGAUAAUCUCGUAGUUCUGUCGCUUGGUAAUCCAAUGGAACCAAAUAAAAAGGUAAGCGUUUUGCUGCUUUCAUGA